GGGAGGUGAUGGGGCCGCGCCGCCCCUGCCCCCUCUGUGGCCCUGCAGGCUUCCGCGGGCACUUCCGGUUCUGCCCGCCUUGCGGCUCACGGCCCCGCCUCCAGGCCCGGGAAGGUUACGCUCUAGGCGAGGACAAGGGCGGGGAGGGGGGGGGGGGGCAGCAUGCGCACCGCUGUCUCUGACCUCUACUUGGAGCACUUGCUGCAGAAACACAGCCAGCCCGAGGCUGCUCACACCAGGCGAACGCUGUGACCUAGGGCAUGUACACCAACGGCUGGGCUGCCCCAGGAAGCCUUGCCCAGCCCAAGGGGCAGGACGUACAGAAGGUGCGACUCAUCCAGUUCCAGACAGUCACCCAAGAGCCCAUGGGAAUCAUCCUGAAGCUGAACGACAAGCAGUCCUGUACGGUGGCCAGAAUUCUUGAUGGCGGCAUGAUUCACAGACAAGGCUCCCUUCACGUUGGGGAUGAGAGCCUAGAAAUCAAUGGCACAAACGCGACUAAUCACUCAGGAGAGCGGCUGCAGAAGGCGAUGAAAGAAACCAAAGGAACGAUCUCAUUAAAAGUAAUUCCCAACCACCAGAAUCAUCUUCCUGCACUACAGAUGGUCAUGAGAGCCAAAUUUGACUAUGACCCCAAAAAGGACCACCUGAUCCCCUGGAAGGAGGCGGGGCUGAAGUUUGUUACCGGGGACAUCAUCAAGAUACUCAGCAAAGACGACAGUAACUGGUGGCAAGGGCAGGUGGAAGCUUCCUCCAAGGAGUCAGCUGGAUUGAUCCUUUCUCCUGAGCUGCAGGAAUGGCGAGUGGCAAGCGUGGCUCAGUCUGCUGCGAGCGAAGCCCCAAGCUGCAGUCCCUUCGGGAAGAAGUACAAAGACCAGUACCUGGCCAAGCACAGCUCGAUUUUUGACCAGUUGGAGGUCGUUUCCUACGAGGAAGCUGGUCGGCUCCCGGCGUUCAUGAAGAAGACCCUGGUGCUUAUAGGAGCCAGCGGGGUGGGCCGCUGCCACAUUAAGAGUGCCCUGCUCAGCCAGAACCUGGACAAGUUUGCGUACCCCACCCCGUGUACCACACGGGCGCCCAGGAAGAGUGGGGAAGAUGGAAAAUACCACUUUGUCUCCACCGAAGAGAUGACGAGGGGCAUCUCUGCCAACGAAUUCCUGGAGUUUGGCAGCUACCAGGGCAACGUGUUUGGCACCACAUUUGAAACCCUGCACCAGAUUCAUAAGCAGGACAGGAUUGCCAUCCUGGACAUUGAGCCCCAGACCCUGAAGAUUGUCUGCACAGCAGAACUGUCAUCGUUCAUUGUGUUCAUCGCACCCUCCGACCAGGGGGCACAGACAGAGGCCCUGCAGCAGCUGCAGAAAGACUCCGAGGCCAUCCGCAGCCACUAUGCGUACUACUUUGACCUCUCGCUGGUCAACAACGGCGUCGAUGAAACCCUGAAGAAAUUGCAAGAAGCCUUGGAGCAGGCGUGCAGUUCUCCACAGUGCGUGCCUGUCUCCUGGGUUUACUAAGCUUGCAGAAGCAGGGAACUACCAUCCGCCCUUCUGUAGCUGUGUGAACUGCAUUCUCCUUGCUUUCAGACCAACAGGAAGGCUCCCCUAGUUUUGUCAGCUUCCCGCACUCUGCUCCUCUCCUAUUUCCGCCACCGGUGGGCGUCAGGCUGGUGCAGGCUCCUGACUGGGCUCUGACUUUCCUGCUAGAUGGAGCCCCAGUGAUCAGGGCUUCAGAAGGCUCUCUGGAAAUCUGAGGCGGAAAGUACUGUCAAAACUCACCUGCUAACCAAGGAUGGUGCGCACAGAGAGGAAAAGCUACGGACCUUGUUCUUUAAAGCCUGUGCGCCUUCACCUUUAACUACCCUGGGCAUUUAAUUGGUCUUGGAAGCAUUUGUAACCUCAGCCUCAACUUUUAAAAUGCCAAAAUGAAACAGCUGCGCAAUAGAAGGAUGUCUGCUCUAGGGAAACCCUCAAAAGCAAUAAAAAUGUUGUGUUAAAAUGCCAG
Felis catus (domestic cat) is the source of this 2001-nucleotide messenger RNA. Its product is annotated as 55 kDa erythrocyte membrane protein-like. Lineage: Eukaryota; Metazoa; Chordata; Mammalia; Carnivora; Felidae. Gene Ontology annotation, cellular component: plasma membrane; cell-cell junction. Gene Ontology annotation, molecular function: signaling receptor binding. The record is from RefSeq and is a predicted model, not a curated record.